Molecule: messenger RNA, 699 nt
Organism: Penicillium alfredii
Lineage: Eukaryota; Fungi; Ascomycota; Eurotiomycetes; Eurotiales; Aspergillaceae
Product: type 1 glutamine amidotransferase domain-containing protein
Exons: 3
Coding region: 1-699 (232 amino acids)
Molecular function (GO): glyoxalase III activity
Source: RefSeq, a predicted model, not a curated record
AUGGCACCCAAGGUCCUCGUUAUUCUUACUUCGCAGGCAGUGAUUCCUGCCAACAACCACCCGAGUGGCUGGUUUCUGCCGGAAUUCGCUCAUCCGUUCGACGUGCUCACAGGCAAAGUCGACCUGACGGUGGCAUCCCCAAAGGGUGGCGAAGCUCCACUGGACCCGGGCUCGAUCAAGUUCGCCGAGAACGACGCCUCGAGCGUGAAGUUCCUCCAGGAGCAAAAGAGCCUGUGGGAAAACACCGUCAAGCUGGCUGAUGUCCUGCCCAAGGCGGCCGAAUUCGACGCCAUCUUCUAUGUCGGCGGACAUGGCCCUAUGUUUGACUUGACCAAUGACCCGGAGAGUAUCGCGCUGAUUGAGAAAUUCGAUGCGGCUAAGAAGCCUAUCGCAGCCGUGUGCCAUGGCCCUGCGGCGCUUCUUCAGGCUAAGACGUCAUCGGGUCAGCCCUUGAUUCAGGGCGUUGAGGUGACGGGUCUCUCGAAUGCCGAGGAAGACCUAAUUGGUACGACGCCGGUCAUGCCUUUCUUGCUGGAAACGGAGCUGGAGAAGCUCUCGGGCAAGUAUGUCAAGACAGAGCCCUUUGGAAACAAGGUUGUGGUGUCUCCGUCCGGGAACGGUACUUCAAUCAUCACAGGCCAGAACCCAGCCAGUGGUACCGGUGUUGGGGAGGAGAUCCUCAAGGCUUUGGGGCUGUGA